Fonsecaea nubica is the source of this 1218-nucleotide messenger RNA. RefSeq lists its product as hypothetical. Lineage: Eukaryota; Fungi; Ascomycota; Eurotiomycetes; Chaetothyriales; Herpotrichiellaceae. Bases 1 to 1218 code for a protein of 405 amino acids. The record is from RefSeq and is a predicted model, not a curated record. The transcript has a single exon.
AUGGCUCCCUCGCCUACGAUCCGGCGCCUUCUCAAGGAGACUGCCGAGCUCUCCUCGCCCUCUUCGAACCCCAACCCCGCCUUCUUUGCAGGCCCUGUCUCCGACUCCGACCUGCAUGAGUGGCACUUCACUCUACUCGGUCCUCCCUCCCCCUCCCCAUACGCUGGAGGCAUGUACCACGGGCGCAUCACGCUGCCGGCCACAUACCCACUGAAGCCGCCGAACUUUAGGUUUCUCACGCCGUCAGGGAGGUUUGAGGUCAACCGCGAGAUCUGUCUGAGCAUAUCCGGGUUCCACGAAGAGACGUGGAUGCCCGCCUGGGGUGUCCGGACCGCGUUGACGGCGCUCCGGACGUUCAUGGCCGAGAAGGGUUCAGCUGGCCAAGUUGGAGGCUUGGAAGCACCUGCGGACGUGAGGAGGAGACUGGCAAAGGAGAGUCGGAGCUGGAAAUGCGAGGCUUGUCGCAAAACGAAUGAGACCAUUAUGCGCGAGUGGUGGGAUAUCUGUCGGGAGGCCGGUGUCAACGUCUCGGCAGAGGGGGAUCUGGGAUUAGAGAGCCUGCCGGAGGGCAUGACGCUGGAGGCGAGAGACCCGAAUGCAAAACCUGGCGUCCCUUCGCAAACAACAGGAGCUGCUGAACAGGAAGAUGCAAAGGUGACAACAACGGUGCCACAAGAGCGGUUGCUACAGCCUUCUACAAAUCCAGAUCCCGAUACCCCUGCGCAACCCGCAUCGGUACCAGUGCCACCAUCCUCCAAGCCUCAACUUCCGCCGUCGUCCUCAUCACAUUCAUCACGAUCCAACUCAUCCAACCUCACCCGACCCGCGAGCCAGCGAUGCAUCCCCAUGGUCCCUACGCCCUCCGCGGAAGCAGCUCAGGCCUCUGCUGAGGCAGUCCUCACGCCGGGCGACUUUGCUCAAUCUGCUUCGUCCAACACAGGUUCUUCUACUAACACUCAUCAUCGGCGACCGUUUUUCGCGGGGCUGCACAAUGCCCCGUUAGCCGCGGCCAAUGCGGCGAUUGCACAGAGCGCGCAGCCCCUGACUCUCCAGCGGGGCCAGGGAAGGGAUAGGGAACAUACCAUCACCAUCGACCGGGCGAUCGCGGGCGUGUUCCUCGCGCUUUGUCUAAUGGUGCUGAAGAAGAUCUUCUACCCCGCCGGAACGCCCGGUACCCGGUAUAAUGGCGUGGAUGACUUUUACUUGCAGCGAGAAUAG